Molecule: messenger RNA, 3227 nt
Organism: Rhinichthys klamathensis goyatoka
Lineage: Eukaryota; Metazoa; Chordata; Actinopteri; Cypriniformes; Leuciscidae
Gene: mon1bb
Product: MON1 secretory trafficking family member Bb
Exons: 7
Coding region: 424-2205 (593 amino acids)
Biological process (GO): vesicle-mediated transport; protein targeting to vacuole
Source: RefSeq, a predicted model, not a curated record
GCAGUGUUUUUAACGUCAAGCUUCCUGGAGCACCGGUGGCGGCUGAGUCAGUUGCGCUGAGCAAAAACGAAAGAUGAUCUUGGUUUUUAAUGAUCGUUAAUAAUUUAUUCCACCAGACAUGUAUAUGAUUAUGACGAGUAGUGAAAUAGUUCACUCGAGGAGUCAUUUAUCGGGGAGAUCAUUAGCUUUUUCCAUAAAUACCGUAGAUUAGCUUUCUGUCUGGUAAUCUGGUUAAUACAGUUCUAUGAUUUUAACCAGUUAAUCUUAUUUAUUAAAGUCAUCCAUUGUUUUUAAACUAUCUGCGGCAGAAGACGUGCGUGACGGUGUUACACUCCACGAGCCGUGCAGAUAUGGGAUAACAGCAGUAAUCAGAUUAAACGUGUUAGACUUCACUGUUGCACACGAAUUGUUUUGCAUGUUGUCAUGGAUCCGAGCAGUCAACAGAGUGGGAAUAUGGAGGAAGUGAAGAUAUUUGAUCCAUCCAUUCUUUCACAAUGUCUUGAUCAGAUAGAUUUAGCUUAUUCGGACAGUGAUGUCCCAUCAGAAAACCACUGUGUGAAUGAAGACCACAGGAUGCCUUCAGACCCAGAGGGGCUCUUGGACUCAGCAGACCCUACAUCAGAGGAAAGCAACCAACCGCAAGAGCCUUCAACAGAUAUGCAGAAGCUCCACAUCGAUGAUGACAGGUCUCUGUGUGCCGGUGGUUCGGAGACUGAUUCUGGGAAAGCAUCCGAGGACUCUGCAUUAGUUGACAAUGGCCAUGAUGACUCGAGUGAGUUUGUUGUAACCGUGUUAGCCCGGGGGAAGAUGGAAGAGCAGGGAAUGGGAAUGAAAGGAGCCUCAUCCCCUCUAUGCGAGACCGGUACACCUCUGGGACCUCCUUCGCACAGGAACGAGGAUGUGACGGCGGAAAGUUGGAGACUGCACAGGAAGCAUGUGUUUGUGUUGAGUGAGGCUGGGAAGCCCAUUUAUUCCCGAUAUGGAAGUGAGGAGGCUCUGUCCUCCACUAUGGGAGUGAUGAUGGCGCUGGUGUCCUUUGUGCAAAGUGGAGACAACAUCAUCCGUUCAGUCUACUCCGACGAGCACACGGUUGUGUUCAUGCAGCGGGGUCCUCUGGUGCUGGUGUCCGUCUCCAGCAGCCGUCAGUCAGAGCAGCAGCUCCGGAAUGAGCUUCUCUACGUCUACAACCAGAUCGUCAGCAUGCUCACGCAGGCCAGCAUCACCCGCAUCUUCGAGCACAAGAAAAACUACGACCUGCGUCGUCUGCUGGCCGGCUCGGAGAAGAUUCUCGACGGCCUCCUUAACCUCGUGGACUCAGACCCAAGCCUUUUACUCUGCGCUGUGCACUGUCUCCCCUUGGCCUCGUCUCUCAGGGACUCCCUCAGUCAGAUUCUCCAGAAGGCCAUCACGCCAAACCUGGUCUUCUCCAUCCUCAUAGCCAAGAACCAGCUGCUCACCAUAGUGCAGGAAAAGAUGGUCAUCGACGAUGCCCGACUGGAACCUGCCGACCUCCACCUUCUGCUGAACCUCAUCGGGGCGUCGUCCGCCUUCCAGGCCGGGGAGAUCUGGACGCCCAUCUGCCUGCCCAGUUUUAACCCUGACUGUUACUUUUAUGCAUACAUCUCCUAUCUGGACCCUCCUGAAUGUACUGUUUGUCUGGUUCUUCUCUCCACCGAUAAAGAGGCGUUUUAUUCUGUAGCCGAGUGUAAGAGGAAGAUCGAGGAGGCUAUGCAAGCGCAGAAUGCGCUGAACGCCAUAUCGAAAGCUCACUCGUACAGCGUUAGUCAGGUGGGAGUGUCUGACCUCAGGCAUUUCAUGUACAAGCCCUUCGACGUGCCAGACAACCAUCGGCAGCUGACGCAGUUCACCAGCCCAGAGAUGGAGGCCCCUUACGGCAGUGAGGAGGAGCAGAUGAGACUCCUGGACCUGUACAGAGACAUGCACAGCCGGAUCCACAGCACCUCACGCCCCCUCAAGCUCAUCUACCACGUGGCCGAACGCGAGACUCUGCUGGCCUGGGUCACGAGUAAAUUUGAGUUGUACACGUGCUUCAGCCCCCUUGUCACGAAAACCUGUGCCAUCAACGCCAUCACCAAACUGCUGCGCUGGAUCAAGAAGGAGGAAGAUCGUCUGUUUAUCCGAUACCCUCCGAAAUACUCCACAACCCCCAACCCCAGUAAGAGCUCUAAAGGAGAUGGACACUGAUCACCGACCCGCAGCGAUCCAAUCGCUAAAAUGGCAGGACGUGCAUCUCUGCAUUCUUAACUCAGUUUAGUAAUACAAUGGAGAUGAUUCAACCAAAUGAUCAUAAAUAAUCCACCGUGGGUAAAUAAGUUAUGUAAAGCUGCUGUUUGUUUGUUUGUCCAUUUGACAUCCUGGACUGGAUCUGAUUUUAUACAUUUAAGUAAAAAAACAGAAAACAAACAUAUUUUGUGAAAAUUAUAAACACCAGAAACAACUUUACUCAGCAAAAGGUCCAAUAAAAUGUGGAUUUUUUUUUCUUCAGAACUGGUGGCAAUGGCUGAUUAUUGAAGCUGUAACUGGAUUGUUUUACUUUACAGUAAAGUUUUUUUUUUUUUUUUUUUUGGUCAUGUAAUUGGAUAUAGAUUAGAAACUGUUAAUGCGAUAAACUGAAAUGAUCAAAUUUGGUGUCCUGAUGUCUGAAUCAGAAUAAUUUAGCUCUAAUUUAGCAUGGCUGCUCGAGCUGUGCAUUGUCACAAUGCACCUUUUCUGGUUGUUCAUUGUACUUAUGUAUUCUUUUAGAUGUUCACUUUGAUUUUGUCUUAUAUGGUUUUGCAUUUGAAACCGAACAGACCAAACCUUGCUCCAUUUUAAUUAAAGAAUAUAACAUGAGCUGAAACAUAUCAGAAGAUCUUAAAAUUCUGUCUUUACUAUGGGAUUAAUGUUCUUUCAUUUCUGUUUUCAGUUAGGUUACUGCGCAGCAUGUGUAGUUUAAUGUUGUGUAUGAGUUUUUGUUUCCUGUUGGAUUUGCCAGUCAUGAAUUGUGACAUUUACUUUUCUGGCAUGUGCACUAUGACGUCAUCAAAUCAUAAGAUCAAGAUCACCAUAAAAUGUAGGUUAAAACCACUGGACAUAAUAGGAAAAAUACUCUGUGUAUGACAAAAUACUUGCAAUUUUCUCAAGUUUGCUUUUCUGGAAAAAAAAAACAUUUGUAUUCAAGAGGAAUAAUAUAUUGGUGCUGUAAUAAAUCUGAGGUUGCUCAAGUA